Fusarium subglutinans is the source of this 1152-nucleotide messenger RNA. RefSeq lists its product as uncharacterized. The record is from RefSeq and is a predicted model, not a curated record. The transcript has 2 exons. NCBI's taxonomy places the organism in Eukaryota, Fungi, Ascomycota, Sordariomycetes, Hypocreales, Nectriaceae. The coding region runs from base 1 to 1152 and encodes 383 amino acids.
AUGCCGCAAACUCCAGUCAAGAAGGGCCCUGAACUCACUAUCCAUUUGGAUCGUCCGGAUUCAACAUACAUUCCUGGAGAAGUGAUUACGGGCCACAUAUCUCGAACAACUCACAUCGUCGCUUCGUUGGCAACUGUCAGUAUCUCGCUGCAUGCUCGAAAUGUAUCUGCACUACAGCCCUUGGCACCGCCGGAUCAGACUUAUCUUACCGCAGAUGCAUCGGAACAACGUCUUCCACCAACAUGCCUGAUCGAGCGGUACGACUAUAUGUCUGGAAUGUCAGCGUUCGUUGAGUAUUUCCUGCAGGCGGAGCUGAAGACGGCUGCAAGAGGCUCUGGCACUGCUGAAGCAAUACUACCAUUCAGGAUGCUGUAUAUCAACACGGAGUCUUUGCCAGCUCACACAGACCGUCAUACGGCACGCCAAACACUCGCUCUCCAAGGCGAUAAUCCUUUGGUGGCCAGCGUUGAGGUUCAGACACCGACAACACUGCAGAUUGAAGCUCCAGAUCCCAUGUUAUUCUUGGUCCAUGCAGUUCCACCUCAAGGCUUCGAUCUUGAGAAACAAAAGCCCGGUCUUCCUUCAAUUCAGAUAACCCGAAUCUUCCUGAAUGUUGUCGCAAAGACGGAGAUCAAGUGUCCAAAGGGGAAGAAUGUUCAUGAGACAGACUGCGAGGCUCGGGUGACACUGCAUGCGGAAGAUGCCUUUAUUCAGUGUGACGAAGACUUGUAUGUCCCAUGGCAAAGACCAUCCACGGAUACUCAGCCGUUGCAAGAAAGUGGCUCAGGAUCUGAGAUGAGACCAUUAGAGAGUCUUGACAUUGGGGCGCAACUGAACCUUCGUCUGCAGCGAAGUAAAGACCUAUACCCAUCCUUCCAAACAUUCAACAUUCGACAUACGCACCGCAUCCAAUGGGAGAUGACAGUAGAGGCUGCCGGCAAAAGCUUUGAGCUUUCUGGUGAUGAACCAAUCAAGGUUCUCAGCAGGCCUGAGGCAGAGCGGAAUACGGAAUGGAUCCAACCACCGCCAGAAGAUCACCUGCCGAGCUUUUCUGAUGACGAGGACGUGGCCGGAUCAGGUUCUAGACGUAGCAGCCGCCAGAAAGAUCCAGCAGCCGGUGUGGGUGGCCUGUCACGGCUUUGGGUGUUUUGA